Molecule: messenger RNA, 411 nt
Organism: Fomitiporia mediterranea MF3/22
Lineage: Eukaryota; Fungi; Basidiomycota; Agaricomycetes; Hymenochaetales; Hymenochaetaceae
Exons: 3
Coding region: 1-411 (136 amino acids)
Source: RefSeq, a predicted model, not a curated record
AUGGACGCGUCGACCCCCUCUAUCUAUCCAUCCUCUCUCGCUACUGUUCUUCUGCUCCUGCCCUCUGCACCCGGCCACACAGCCGCACAUCUCGCCUGCAUUGUGUUUCACUACACAGCCCUCGCAGGCUUCCUUGGUCCCUCACAACGCCUGCACGCGUCUGCUCGCACUUCCCGUUACUAUCACCUCCACAGUCUGUCUGAUCGGCACGCUCCCUGUCCCCCUAUCCAUACAUCACGCUUUGACGGGGAACAAGAAUCUAAGCAUCCAGCUGACUUUAGCAAGCAACCAGACGAUGGUGCUCAUGAUGAUGACGACGACGAUGAUGAAGGGCUGAGGCUGGAGGCGCUUCUUCAGCCAGACAGCCUAGUGGAUCUUCUGGAGGAACUAUGGGAGGCAAUGUGGGUAUGA